AUGUACGAUGGCGUGCUGAGGAUAAAGCUCUCGCCAGGAGUCAAGUUAGUAGGGGAAUGGUUGCGUAGUAAGCAGCUACAGUUGGCGCAUCAUAAAACGGAGAUGAUAGUCGUUAACAACCGGAAAACGGUGCAGGAAACGACAAUUAUAGUCGGUGGCGGCGACAUCACCUCCAAGAGAUCUUUGAAACAACUGGGUAUGAUGUUCGACGAUAAGUUGAGCUCCAAAAGUCAUGUCGACUACGGUGUGCUCCAGCAAGCGCAGACUGCUGGCAAGCGUGGCGAUUUCAAUACUGCGAUACGGAGGUCUAGUCUGGGUGUCGGCGUUGAGCGGAAACUGCAACGUGCAAAAGCAGGAGGAUGUGUAAUCACGGGCAUGAUGCCUAUCAAACUGGUGGUGAAGGAAGAUUAG
Molecule: messenger RNA, 411 nt
Organism: Armigeres subalbatus
Lineage: Eukaryota; Metazoa; Arthropoda; Insecta; Diptera; Culicidae
Exons: 3
Coding region: 1-411 (136 amino acids)
Source: RefSeq, a predicted model, not a curated record